UUAGAGGCUCAGAAAGGGGAAAUCAGCUGGGCAGAGACAGUGGGGAGAGCUAUCAUUAGUCAGCCUGUGGUCAAACCAAUGCUGUGUGCCUAGUGGUUCUGAGCGCUGGUUUUCUAUUUAGUCGAUCCUCUGCGAACUGAGCUGCUGAGAGAGAUGAAGGGGCUGACUGUGGCGUCCAGAGGGGCAAUUAAAGUCGGGGCACUGGAGAAGCGGAGCGAGAGCCUGCUGCAGCUCUGGAAGAAGAAGCAGUGCACACUGACCCGGGACAGCCUGCUGCUGACCGACGGCGAUGGCAGGGGCUGUCGCUGCAAGGAGCUGAGCUUCGACACCAUCCGCAAGCUGGAGUGCGUGGAGAGGAAGGGCACGCGUGUCUACUUCACCAUCGUGACCACCGACUGGCGGGAGAUCGACUUCCGAUGCGAGGAUGCCAGCUCCUGGAACGCCGCCAUCACCCUCGCCCUGGUAGCCUUCAAGAACGAGCGGGCGGUGAGGGAGUUCCACGCGAGGAAGCCCGUCAAGAGGUGGCGGGGGUGGGCUGCGUGAGACUGCAAGCUAAACUGAUCUUCAAAGCAACGUCAGUGUCGGGACCAAUCAUGAAGUUUUGGCUCCAUAUUUCAAAGCUGCAGGGUCCCAGACUCUCAGAAUUUUCGCAGCUCGGACCCCCACCUCCCUCAACCUGACUUCCAGCCCAGCAUCCAGUUUGGCAGCGAACUGGGGCCUCUGACCAGAAUGGAAUGAAUUGGGAAUAGUAAUCGAUCCCCGCUGGCAGUCCCUGUUCAGAUCACCAGAGGGAAGAAAGCGAGUUGCCCCAAUUCCUUUUAUUGGACAGGUGAAAGUCAGAUUUGAAAUGCCCUCGUGUCCAUUGGAACAGCAGGAUUGGGGAAAUCAAACUCAGAAGCUGCCACCAACAUCAGUCCAGAGAUACCAUGGGAUUUCCUGGAAUUAAAUCCAGGAAACAGCAAUAAAAAUGGACAGGAAAAAAAUUAUUUUGUUUUUUUUGAACUCUUUUGUUGUAGAAAUAUUGUAAGUGGGAUGAUUGAAGGACAGUUAAGAGUCAACCUGUCAUUUUCGCUUUGGCAUUCCAGUUGGCCCAGCAGAGGCGGGACAUUGCAAAGAUGGACGUACUGGGUGGGCUCUUGGAGACAAGACAAUGUGGUAAAAACUCCAGGAAUAUUCCAGAAUGUAGGGGACUAAGGAUCGGCAUACCUGGAAGCUCUUGAGGGCCCCUGGUAACUUGGGGACAUAAUCUCAUGGAGGACUCAGUCACAAAGCCCGGGAUAGCCUGUGCAGAGCAAACCUUUUGAUCUUCCAAGUAGCUGCCAGCCCUUGACACGGGGUCACCUGCCGCCCAGACACGAGCGUGGCCCGCAUCAAUAAGCGUCUGCAGCGAGAGAGCUCUAGAUGUGUGCCCACUGAGCAGUCUCCCCAGCGACGGCUCAGUGAGUCGGUGAUGUCAGUGCCUUGCUGAGUCAGAUCGCCUCAAGAGCAUGCCAGUAUUGACUGCAUUCCUGCUCCUACUGGGCUUUUCCAGGCCUCCAGCUCCAGCUGCCCCUUCGCAUUCAUAAUCAGAAAAUCUCGCGGCUUUGUGAGGGUCCCUGCGGACUGAGCCUCCUGAUGGAACCGGCUGCUGGGUGGUUCUUUCCCAACCCCCCCGUUUGAUUUUUUUUUAGCGCUUCCUCUCUGUUUGACAUAUUUAUUGUCUGUCUGCAUAACGUUAAUAAAAGUAAAUCUGU
Molecule: messenger RNA, 1733 nt
Organism: Mobula hypostoma (lesser devil ray)
Lineage: Eukaryota; Metazoa; Chordata; Chondrichthyes; Myliobatiformes; Myliobatidae
Product: pleckstrin homology-like domain family A member 2
Exons: 2
Coding region: 154-543 (129 amino acids)
Biological process (GO): positive regulation of apoptotic process
Molecular function (GO): phosphatidylinositol phosphate binding
Source: RefSeq, a predicted model, not a curated record